GAAAUGUUUGACUGAAAGCUGACAGAGGAAGACUUGGAAGUGGCAAUACAUGACAUCAGAGGAAGAAACAGAGGAGUUGCAUAAGAAGAAUCAAACGAAGAGCUGAGGGAGGAAGACUUUGUAACUCCAACUUUUGGAGAUUGGCACAAGAAAACCACCCAAGAGCGACGAAAAGAAGAAGCUGAAAGUCAAAAGAGAAUGAAGGACAUAAUAGACUCGUUGGAAGAAGCAACAACUCAGACAAGUCUCUCACAAGAAGAAAACCAGAAAACUCAAGACUUGCUGAAGAAGUUGACCGAAGAGAAUGAAAAGCUAGCAAGGCAGAAUGAUAGAUAUUGGGAGAUGUUGGACAAAGCCUUUGAGGAAGACAAUAUAGCAACAAGGAAGAUACAGAUCUUGCAGAACAAAUUGUUGAAGAAGUGGAAAGUUUUUACAACCAUUGAGAAGGAAAAAAAGAACUUGGAGGACGUCAUUGAGCAGCAGAGAGAAACGAUACACAAUCUGAAAAAUGAAUUGCUGGAAAUGGAAAGAAAGCUACUGGAGAAGGAUAUGUUGGAUUCUCAAGAGGAUUUACGGAAAGAUGAUAUAAAAACAGUAAAAGUGAUGGUGAGGAUGGUGAAGAUGGUGAGGAAGAGGGUGGAGAAGGAGCUGAUGGUGAAGAUGGUGGAGACGAUAAUGAAGACAAAGAAGAAGAACCUGAAGUGAGAACAACCAGAAAGAAGCACACAGCAGCAAGAAAAGAUAAAAGAGGCAGGUCUUCUCCAAAACAGGAAGCAAAGAAACAAUCAAGGACAAGGGAAAUGGUGAAAA
This is a messenger RNA of Rosa chinensis, 810 nucleotides long. RefSeq lists its product as uncharacterized. The transcript has 2 exons. The record is from RefSeq and is a predicted model, not a curated record. Lineage: Eukaryota; Viridiplantae; Streptophyta; Magnoliopsida; Rosales; Rosaceae. Bases 199 to 705 code for a protein of 168 amino acids.